Pseudocercospora fijiensis CIRAD86 is the source of this 993-nucleotide messenger RNA. RefSeq lists its product as uncharacterized. Gene Ontology annotation, molecular function: enzyme regulator activity; glutamate-cysteine ligase catalytic subunit binding. Gene Ontology annotation, cellular component: glutamate-cysteine ligase complex. The record is from RefSeq and is a predicted model, not a curated record. Gene Ontology annotation, biological process: glutathione biosynthetic process. The transcript is spliced from 2 exons. Bases 1 to 993 code for a protein of 330 amino acids. Lineage: Eukaryota; Fungi; Ascomycota; Dothideomycetes; Mycosphaerellales; Mycosphaerellaceae.
AUGAAGUUGCUACUCUCCACCUCAAACAUCAUGGGCGGGUCCUCAAUCGUCCGCCGAGGACCCGUCAGCAAGUCAAAUACCGAACUGGUUUCGUCCUUGCGAGCGAACUUCGCCGACCAUAGAACUCCCGAUGCGCCACAAGCAAAUGGCAAUGGAAAUGCCGGAUCCGACGGCAAUGCUUCCAGGCCGAGCUACACGUCAUGGAUGAGGAAGACAGACGACGCAUUAGAGAUUCCCGCUCUGGACUUCGAGCACAGUGCUCUGCAGGAGGAGCGAGAAAACUACGAUAUCACAGCCAAACUGUUCUUUCUGCCUGGAGCCUCGAGAAAUACCCGCCAUGUACAAACGAAAGAGGCGAUAGACUUGGUCAAGAAGGAACUCCACGUAGAGUCGAUCGAUCUGCUAAUAGUCUGCUUUCCUGGCAUAUAUUUCGACGAGGAGGAAGACUGCCCGGACAAGAUCUCUACCCGAGGUCCUGUUGAAGCAGACCCGGAGCCAUUGGAAGGCCAAAUCGAGGCUUGGAAGACGUUGGAAGGUUUGAAGGAGCAAGGCGUCGUCGCCAGACUUGGCGUUGCUGAGUUUGGGAAGGAGCGACUUGAAACUUUCCUGGAGAAGGUGAAUGCGAAGCCAGACGUGGAUCAGAUCAAUCUUCGUGAUUGCUGCUCAGUGCCGAAGGACUUGAUGGCACUUGCGAAAAGCAAGAGCGUGGAGUUGUUGGUGCACAAUGAUUGCUCCAACAUUCUACCCCGAGGCACAACUCGUGAACUGCUUGGGCCUGGCCCAUCUGGAGCUGGCGUGCUGGCGCCACCUAGCAAGGCCGGUGACAAGCGUAAGAGCUUGCACGGCGAAGAGGCUAUCAACGGCACCACUUCCGACAUUCUUGUCGGCGAUGUUCAGCCUCAAUGGGUCAUCAAAUACACCGCUGUGGUGAGAAACCGUGGCGUAGUGGAAAACAAGGGCUACUUCGCUGUUGCAGAAUUGUCGCAAGAGUGA